AUGGAUCUAUUUUAUUCCGUGGCCUUCCCAGCCCAUGUCGAGUCGUUGAUGAAUAACUACAAUAUCCCCGGACUGGCGGUCGCCAUUAUCGGGUUGCUCGUACAUGAUGACCAGCACCCAGAAGUUCAAUACGAAGCGCCCGUGUCGAGCAUUCUGCCGGAUGAUUUUGUCCUGCUGACGGAAGAAACUACUCGUCUCAUCACAGUGGAAGAUCUCAGCCAUCGGACCGUUUCUGAUAGACACGAAUAUUUUUUUUUGAACGUGCGCGCCGCUGAACCUGACACACCCAAGUUCAUCACACGUGUCCUCCCCAUGUUGGCAAGAGUCCGCAAGGCCUACAUCUACAACAACAUGAUGUAUGCAGCGAUCUCUCACCUGAUUGAGAAGGUGACUGGCUCCAAGUUUGUCGACUUCCUCGACAGCUGCCUGUUCAAGCCCUUGGUAAUGAACUCGACUAACCUGCAGCCGUCGCGAGCUAGAGCUAGGGGGCUCGGGGAUCGCAAUGCCCUUGGGUACUACUAG
This is a messenger RNA of Aspergillus tanneri, 522 nucleotides long. RefSeq lists its product as uncharacterized. Lineage: Eukaryota; Fungi; Ascomycota; Eurotiomycetes; Eurotiales; Aspergillaceae. The coding region runs from base 1 to 522 and encodes 173 amino acids. The record is from RefSeq and is a predicted model, not a curated record. The transcript has 3 exons.